AUGACGACGUCUAGUAGUGUUGCCGCCCGGCAAUCAUUAAUUAACAUUAGCAAAAAGCUAGACAAAGUGAACGCUGGAAUAAUAACAUCUUGUAUUGUCGGCAUGUCCUUAUCUUACUACGCGUAUAUUGUUGAGACAACCAAGGAGAAGGAUCAUAAUUACAUGGCAAUGUGCGAUAUCAGCGAGCGAGUCAGUUGCACCAAAGCUUUUAUGUCUGAUUUUAAAUGUAGUAAAAAUUGA
Messenger RNA from Cotesia congregata, 240 nucleotides. The record is from the annotation of a GenBank genome assembly. NCBI's taxonomy places the organism in Eukaryota, Metazoa, Arthropoda, Insecta, Hymenoptera, Braconidae.